AUGGAUUCCACCAUAUCACAAGACCAGUCCAUCGUCCUCCCAGAUGGCCGGACUCUCUGCUACACAACAUUUGGCACCUCCAUCGCGCCGGAGCAACCGACCGUCUUCUACUUCCACGGCUUCCCCGGCACCCACAGCGAGGCGCUACCCAUCCACGAAGCCGCCUCCAAGCGCGGCAUCGCCGUGGUCGGGGUCACCCGACCCGGCUUCGGCGGGUCGACUCCGCAGCCGGACCGCGACCUGCUCUCCUUCCCGCCCGACGUGCUCCGCCUAGCCGACCACCUCGGGGUGGCGCGCUUCGCCGCCAUGGGCGUCUCCGGCGGCGGGCCCUACGUGCUGGCCUGCCUGCACGCCGUGCCGCCCGCGCGCCUGCUCGGCGGCGUCGUCGUGUCGGGCAUCUACCCCGUCGCCCUCGGCAUGGCCGGCAUGCAGCUGCCCAUACGCAUCCUCUACAACGUCGCGCCCUUGGCCCCGGGUCUGGUUACCUGGCUGAUCGACUGGUACGCGGCCCGCGCGGCGCAGGAUACCGAGCAGCCGGGGAGGUACGAGCGCAUCAUGGCGGAUAACUUCAAGGGGUGGCCCGCCGAGGACCGAGAGGUCGUGUUCGCCGACAAUGGCAGGCUCUUGGACGUUCUGACGCGCAGCUCGGCCGAGGCGCUCAGGCAGGGCGCGGAAGGGUUUGCUUGUGAGGCUAAGCUGUUCGGGACUCCGUGGGGUUUCGAGCUCGAAGAUCUACGGGUGGACGCGGGGAAGCUGGUGUUGUGGCACGGCUCCAAGGAUGCUAAUGUUCCAGUCGAUAUGGCGGAGAAGGCUAGUGGGUUGAUUCCCAAUGCUGAAUUCCGUAGGUACGAGGAUGAGGCUCAUCUCAGCAUAGCCGUCAGAUACUUGGAUGAUAUUUUGGAUACGCUAGCCGGUAUGGCCGAGGUUUAG
This is a messenger RNA of Chaetomium fimeti, 930 nucleotides long. Its product is annotated as Alpha/Beta hydrolase protein. Lineage: Eukaryota; Fungi; Ascomycota; Sordariomycetes; Sordariales; Chaetomiaceae. The record is from RefSeq and is a predicted model, not a curated record. The coding region runs from base 1 to 930 and encodes 309 amino acids. The transcript has a single exon.